CCACCUUUAAAAUUUUGGGAAAGUUUUGACACAUUUUAGAAACAACUUUAGUUACAAUUCCUCAUCUCAAUGGCUUCAACUGCCACUCUUGACUUUACGUUCUUCCCGUCCACAAAUUAGCUUCAGAAACUUUGCAACUUAAUGGAGCCUUUUAAAGGGAUAGCAGCUGAAAUUGGAAGACAAUUAAAAGAGAAAUGAAGGGGUUUUGGUAAAUGUGAUAGUAGGCAACUGGGGUUUUGAUUAGGUGCAAAAGAUGAAGUGGGUAUUGGUGAUUUUGAUUUUAAUUGUUUGUUCAAUCUUUGUUACAACUAAUGCAAUGGAGUGUCCUGUGGAUCUAGAAUAUAUUGUAAAGCUGCCAUGGAAUACUUCACUAUGCCAUGGAAAUAGUUCAGGAAAUGAUCCAAGAACAAGUUGUUGUCAGACACUUUUGAGUUUAAUGGGUAUAGCCCUUGCUCAUAAUCUCAAACAGACUUCCCUCUUUGGAUUUCGAGAUAAUCAGACUUCGUUAUCGUGCCUCUCAGAGUUCCAAUCCAAACUUGAUUCUAUGUCGUCUCUUUCCCCAAAUUUGACCUCUACAUGUUUUGAUCCUGCACAAUUUGUGAUCACUCCUGAUGUUUGUGCUGGCAUUGUUUCCACCCGAAAUUGGACUGAUGAACUUGGAAGUAAUAAUUCUUUAGAUCAAGCCUGUCAAUCUGACCUCUCCGAUCUCACAGCCUGUGACACCUGCUAUACUGCUGGUACAAGAAUCCAGAAUCAGUUAAUUUCAAUUGACGGGAACACUUCACAUGCUCGAAGUUGCUUUUACUUCACCAUUCUAUAUGUUGCUGGUAUAAUCAAUAAAUUUGGCCCAGAAAAUGUUGGAACAACUUCAUGUGUCUUUCAACUUCAAUUAAUUCCAACUACUGGGUCUCACAAUGAAAGCCAUUUGAAGCUGCACCUGGGAUUAAUAGGUGGCGCUGCAGCGGUGUUUAUAGUAGUUUGCUUCUUAGGUUUGUACUUUUGGUAUUACAAGAGACAACAAAACAAGAGAAAUAGAAUGGAAUUUGAUGCAAGUCAAGGGAGUAGGCCUAGAAUGCGGCCUAACACUGGUGCAAUAUGGUUUAAAAUUGAAGACCUUGAGAGGGCAACUAACAACUUCUCACAGAAGAAUUUUAUUGGUCGUGGUGGUUUUGGAAUGGUUUACAAGGGAACAUUACCAGACGGUACAGUAGUUGCGGUCAAGAGGAUUACUGAACCCAACUUUGAAAGGGAUUCUGAUUUUCAAAAUGAGGUUGAGAUAAUUAGCAACCUAAGGCAUCGGAAUUUAGUACCACUUAAGGGAUGUUGCAUGGUUGAUGAUGAUUAUGGAGGGAAACAGAGAUACCUUAUUUAUGAAUACAUGGUGAAUGGUAAUCUGGAUGACCAUCUCUUUUGGGGUUCUGCAAACCAAAGUGGGGCACUUAGAAAAACAUUAACAUGGCCCCAAAGGAAGUGUAUAAUAUUGGAUGUGGCAAAAGGGCUAGCUUAUCUCCAUCAUGGAAUAAAACCUGCAAUAUAUCAUCGGGAUAUAAAAGCUACAAACAUUCUUUUAGAUUCAGAAAUGAGAGCAAGGGUGGCUGAUUUUGGGUUGGCAAAAGAAAUCAAAGAAGGGCAAUCUCAUCUGACAACCAGAGUAGCAGGCACUCAUGGGUAUUUGGCCCCUGAAUAUGCACUUUAUGGGCAGCUAACUGAGAAGAGUGAUGUCUACAGUUUCGGGGUAGUUGUUUUGGAGAUAAUGUGCGGGAGAAGGGCCCUUGAUUUGUCAGCUUUAGGUUCCUCUACGACUGUUUUAAUAACAGAUUGGGCAUGGUGUUUGGUUAAAGAGGGAAGAUCAGAAGAGGUUCUUGACUCUUUGUUGUUGAGAGAGGGGGAUAACUUGGAGUUAAAUCCAAGGGGAAUUAUGGAAAGAUUUGUACGAGUUGGUAUUCUGUGUGCACAUGUUAUGGUUGCAUUAAGACCUACAAUAUCAGAUGCACUAAAAAUGUUGGAGGGUGAUAUUGAAGUUCCUCAAAUUCCAGAUCGACCUAUGCCUUUUGGACAUCCAUCUUUCCAUAGAGAUUACAGCAUAUCACCGGUCUUGAGUGGCCUGCAUUUAAAUUCUGGUGAGAUGCUUAGGUAAAUAACAUCUAUUUUGCUGCAUAGUUGAUGAACCAACCUUGUACAAAACAAAAACAAACAUACAAGGUAUGUCUUGAUUCUGUAAAGAUAACAAAGAUUGAAGCUUACUAGCGGAUUGCAAAUGUUAGCAGAUAAAGCUCCAUCAGCGGUAUCAUGUAUUAUGUAGUAUAAUUUUCAAGUUGUGAAAUAGAACUUUACUCCCAGUGCCUGACCUGCAUGUUUUCUGAAAUAUAAGAUUUCUGUUUAUUCCCAUUAUUAGCUAUUA
Spinacia oleracea (spinach) is the source of this 2401-nucleotide messenger RNA. RefSeq names its product probable receptor-like protein kinase At1g11050. The record is from RefSeq and is a predicted model, not a curated record. Gene Ontology annotation, molecular function: ATP binding; protein kinase activity. Lineage: Eukaryota; Viridiplantae; Streptophyta; Magnoliopsida; Caryophyllales; Amaranthaceae. The transcript is spliced from 2 exons. Bases 254 to 2137 code for a protein of 627 amino acids. Gene Ontology annotation, biological process: protein phosphorylation.